Psammomys obesus (fat sand rat) is the source of this 2885-nucleotide messenger RNA. It is a transcript of the gene Gata4, whose product is annotated as GATA binding protein 4. The transcript is spliced from 6 exons. Gene Ontology annotation, biological process: negative regulation of transcription by RNA polymerase II; cell fate commitment; positive regulation of transcription by RNA polymerase II. Gene Ontology annotation, cellular component: nucleus. The record is from RefSeq and is a predicted model, not a curated record. Gene Ontology annotation, molecular function: DNA-binding transcription factor activity, RNA polymerase II-specific; RNA polymerase II cis-regulatory region sequence-specific DNA binding; zinc ion binding. Bases 77 to 1423 code for a protein of 448 amino acids. Lineage: Eukaryota; Metazoa; Chordata; Mammalia; Rodentia; Muridae.
CGCCAGCCCGCGGCUCCUUCGCCUGCCGAGGGAAGGGAGGACACCGACGGACGCCCAGAGCUCGGGGGAGGCGGCGAUGUACCAAAGCCUGGCCAUGGCCGCGAACCACGGCCCCCCGCCCGGUGCCUACGAGGCGGGCGGCCCCGGCGCCUUCAUGCACGGCGCGGGCGCCGCGUCCUCGCCGGUCUACGUGCCCACGCCGCGCGUGCCGUCCUCGGUGCUCGGCCUGUCCUACCUGCAGGGCGGAGGCGGGGGAGCCGCGUCCGGAUCGGCGUCGGGUGGCGGCUCCGGGGCCGCCCCGUCCGGAGCCGGCCCCGGGACCCAGCAGGGCAGCCCGGGAUGGAGCCAGGCCGGGGCCGAGGGAGCCGCCUUUACCCCGCCGCCGGUGUCCCCGCGCUUCUCCUUCCCGGGGACCACUGGGUCCCUGGCGGCGGCCGCCGCUGCCGCCGCCGCCCGGGAAGCUGCGGCCUACGGCGGGGGCGGCGGGGCGGCGGGCGCGGGCCUGGCCGGCCGCGAGCAGUACGCGCGCCCCGGCUUCGCCGGCUCCUACUCCAGCCCCUACCCGGCCUACAUGGCCGACGUGGGCGCGUCCUGGGCGGCCGCCGCCGCCGCCUCCGCGGGCCCCUUCGACAGCCCGGUCCUGCACAGCCUGCCCGGACGGGCCAACCCUGCCAGGCACCCCAAUCUCGUAGAUAUGUUUGAUGACUUCUCGGAAGGCAGAGAAUGUGUCAACUGUGGGGCCAUGUCCACCCCGCUCUGGAGGCGAGAUGGGACAGGACACUACCUGUGCAAUGCCUGUGGCCUCUACCACAAGAUGAACGGCAUCAACCGUCCCCUCAUUAAGCCUCAGCGCCGGCUGUCUGCUUCCCGCCGGGUGGGCCUCUCCUGUGCCAACUGCCAGACCACCACCACCACACUGUGGCGCCGCAAUGCCGAGGGUGAGCCAGUGUGCAAUGCCUGCGGUCUCUACAUGAAGCUCCACGGGGUACCCAGGCCUCUUGCAAUGAGGAAGGAGGGGAUUCAAACCAGGAAACGGAAGCCCAAGAACCUGAAUAAAUCUAAGGCGCCGGCAGGUCCUCCAGGUGAGAGCCUCCCCCCCUCCAGCAGUGCCUCCAGCAACUCCAGCACCGCCACCACCAGCAACAACAACAGCAGCAGCAGCAGCAGCGAAGAGAUGCGCCCCAUCAAGACAGAGCCUGGGCUGUCAUCUCACUAUGGACACAGCUGCUCCAUGUCCCAGACGUUCUCUGUCAGUACUGUGUCUGGCCACGGGCCCUCCAUCCAUCCAGUGCUGUCGGCUCUGAAGCUCUCCCCACAAGGCUAUGCAUCUCCUGUCACUCAGACGUCGCAGGCCAGCUCCAAGCAGGACUCUUGGAACGGCCUGGUCCUGGCUGACAGUCAUGGGGACAUAAUCACUGCGUAAUCAGCACCCACCCCUUCCCUCUCAAAUUCCUGCUUGGACUUAGGACCUGGGGUCAACAAAGUCUGAGGCCAGGCAUCCUGGCCAGCCCCUUCGUCUGGGAACCCCUGAAGAACAACUGGGUAGAACUUGAAGUUGUUGACAGUUUUAGGGAUGCGGAUGCUGGGCUCCUUCAAACCCUUUCCCAGGAUGAGCGCUGGAGAGAGCCUGCAUUCCCACAGACAAGCCCGCCUUCGCUGCAAGAACAGUACAGUACAGCGUAGCAGGAGACUUCUCAUCCUCCACCUGCCUGUCCCAGACAGACACAUAAUCUCCUUCAUCCCAGCUCCCCACCCCAGUGGCUCUAGGUGACAGUUUUUUUCUCUGUGUUCCUAGAGAGGCUGUAGGGGCCCAGGCUUCCAGACACUGUCUACAGCCUGAGCAGGGUGUCUACUUGUGGACUGGACGUGGCAGCCCUGCCCUUGUCCAACACUCCCCUUGAGGCAUGACAUGUUCCUGCAUGCCCCAUACCAGAUCUGACUCCAAAAGUACUGGGUGCAAGGCAGAUGUUACUGAGUGCUUCCUGGAGGCAUGGGAGCGGGGGUGCAGGGGGAGGAGGGGAGAAAGCACAUCACCCACCACACAGGAUAGCUUCAUCAAAUCGCAGCCCGGCAGUGGUGCCUCUCCUUCCUCUCCCAGGGACAUCAAACCACUUGUUCUCCAUCCUGAACAUCUCCUACCCUCUGCGAAACUCAAGCUCAGUUCUGUAGCAGGCUAAUACCACUUGGUGCUACUCCUAGCAUCCUUUUUAACCCCUUCACACACAGAGGUUCCAAGGAGGAACAAAACCUGCUACCGGAAGCAGCUUUGGUGACCGAGCUCAUCUGCACCUUGGGUCUUUCUGGAAGUUGUGUCUAUAGCACAGUCGUGUUCGUAGGACUCCAGCUUGCUUGCUCUGAGCCUGCCAAGCCAUGGCCUCUCAAGUCAGACAGUUACCUGGAUCUGGGCCUUUCUCCAGCGCCGAUUCUUCAUCUAGGAAAUACAGAGUGUUUGCAAGAUAAAUUCCAAGCACAAACAACAAAAACGAAAUUUGUGAAAGGACAAAGGUGACAGAUGGAAGAUGCUUCGGGCCUGACGAGAUUGCCAUUGCUUGUAGCUGUCCUAGAACUGGCCUUCUCCCCACCACACCCCCCAUUAUUGGGGCACUCAAAGAUUCUUCCUUGUCCUCAUUACCCACAGAGCUGUAGCCAACUGUGGCAUUACCCUAUUGUACCCUAGUCCCCUAGCCCUAACCCCUAAACCUUACUGGCCGUAGCAGAGAAUAGCUUUGAACCCAGAUUCUGUUGAAAUCAUCAUUUACACACGUUUUCUCCCUCAAGGCCGCCUUCCCAUGCUUCCCCUCCUCCACAACCCAUUAACAUUGUCUUAAGGUGAAAUGGCUGUAAAAUCAGUAUUUAACUAAUAAAUUUAUCUGUAUUCCUCUUUC